UCACCUACAUCCUCAGCUUCUUGCCCAUUGCGGACAGGAAGGAGACCUCUCUGGUGAAUCACACCUGGCACUUUGCGGCCCAGGACUCCCUGCGGUUCCAGGAGAACAUCCUGUGCAACAUCCCAGCCACCUCCACCUCCCUGGCUGCCAUUGAGAGCCUGGCUAGAUGGCGCGCGAGCUGCGUCAGUCUGACCAGCCUCGACGGCUCCACCGUUUCCCGGGACAUGAUCCAGGCUGUCUCCUGUCACUUGGGGCCACAUCUGCAGAGCUUGUCUCUGCGUGGGAGCAGCCUGACUGAAACAUCCUUCCUGCACCUCCUCCUUGCCUGCCCUUGCCUCUCCUCGCUGGAUCUGAGUGGCUGCAACAGCCUCUUUGUGUCUGGGAUGCUGCUCUCCAAGCCAGAGACCAUCAGCCAAGCCCGAGAAGCGCUGACCAAUCCUCAGGAGCUGAACCUGGCCGGCCUGCGCUACCUGUCAGAUCUCAGUUUCAACCGGCUGACUGGCUGCGCGCCGCGCCUGGCCAGACUCUCGCUGGCUCGCUGCCACCUCACCUUUGAGUUUGACCCCUACCGCGGGUCCAGCAACUACAGCUCCACUGCCCUGCUGACCUUCCGCAACCUCCUGCGCUUCCUGAAGGAGCGGGCCAGCAGCCUCUGGACCUUGGACUUGUGUGGCACCAGCAUCACCUUGCCAGCAGUGAGGUCUCUGGUGCAAGUGGAGGGGCUGCGCCUGUGGGAACUCGUGCUGCAGAACCGCAGGGACCUCUCCAAUGAGGCCGUCAGCCUCCUCUGUACACACCAGCCCCACCUGACUGCGCUGGACCUCACUGGGUGCUCUGAGCUGUCUGACCGGGCCACCCUUGCUGUGUCAGCAGGGCUGCGAGCCCUGCAGAGCUUGCGCCAGGGGAAGCUCCAGAGGCUGACGGACGGGGGUUUCCUGGGCAUUGCUGAGCUCCAGAGCCUGCAGAACCUGGACCUGUCUGAGUGCAGCCUCGUGAGCGGCAGCGAGCUGGUGAAAGUGUGCUCCUCCCCUGAGCUGCGGCCUAAGCUGGCCUCCCUCAGUUUUGCCUUCUGCUCUCUGCUCAGAGACAGCUCUGUCCUCUCGCUGGCCAGGUCACUAAGCCCCAGUCUGCGGAUAUUAGAUCUCUCCUCUUGCUUCUCCAUCACCAACGUGAGCAUCCAAGCGAUUUCCUCCCACCUCCCUCGGCUGACUGUCCUGCGACUGGCCUGGUGCAAGGAGCUGACAGACUGGGGUCUCCUGGGCACAGAGGAGCCCAGAGAGGAGUGUAACCAUCGCAGAGAGAAGGACGCAGGGUCCCAGUUCAGCAGGAAUUUCAGCAAUGUGGGACUCUUCCUGCCGCCUCUGCUGAACCUGGAGCAGGAUCCCAAGACCCUCAGCGACUCCGCCUGGAAGGAGUCCCAGAAGCAGCACCGGGCCUCCCUGCAGGCGCUUCAGCAGCUGCAAGAGCUUGACCUCAUGGCCUGCCACAAGCUGACUGAUGCCAGCAUCACCAAGGUUAUCCGCUUCCCAGCCCUGAGGCAGCUCUCCCUCAGCUUGCUACCGGAGAUCACUGCCGCCAGCCUGGUAGCGGUGGCCAGGGGUUGCCAGAGCCUAGAGCAGCUGUCCAUGAGUCACUGUGGAAAGCUGACUGACAAAGGCUUCAUGGAGGCCGCUAGCUCUCUAUGGAGACUCCAGCAUUUCGUCAUCUCUGGCUGCAGCCAGCUCACAUGCCAGACGCUGAUGGCCAUCAGCAGGGAGUGCAGACAGCUGAAGAGCCUGGAUGUCUCCAUGUGCCAUGGGAUCAGCAUGACCGAUAUUGAACUUUUCCAGGUCCAGCUCCCCUUGCAGAUGCGUGUCCAGUCGCGCUUAGUGGGUGGAGCAGACCUUUCCUUCACCCUGUGAGCGGGGCCAAGCGGCAGGCUCAGAUCCCUCCUCGCUGGGCAGCUCGGAGAACGUCUGAUGCUGCAGCUCAGGCCCUUCCCCCAGGCUGCUCUGCUGCUUCCUGCCUCCCGCUCCCUGAGCUCCCAGCUGGGACACAUGCUCCAUGGUGUCUUGGCCUGGGCUGGGGGUGAGUGGUGUUUCUAUGACACCCCUUGGCUAAAGAGUUCUAGUGUCCAACACUAAGUGCAGCUGGGCCACUGGCAAGGUCUGGGUGUGCAAAGAACCCUUGAGACCCAGGCCAGGCCCUGAGCUCCCUCCCCCAGCCAGGGACAAUCAGGCAUGCCCCCAGACUCCCUUCGGGAGAUGCUGGUAUGCAGAGUUUGGAGACUGCCUUCCACUAGGGCCCUGGCACCUCCAGGGGGAGUUCCAGGGGUCCCCAGCUGGUCGCGCAGGGCUGAAACAGUGGCCACCCUUUGCCCAGCCCUAGGCCCCAAAAAGCCGAGGCACCUGCCCUGGGCCGGGUUCAGCGAGGGGGAGAGGGUGCUAAAGCCCCUUGAAGGGAUUGUGCUUCUUUCCUCAGCAGGACUGGGCAGCGAGAGCUGCUGUUCCAUGCUGCGACUCCUCCAAGCCCCCCGCCCCGUCUCCCCAGGACUAAGCUUAGUGGUGCAAAAAGGGUGGUGGUGGGGAACUUCACUGCCUAAGUCCACUCGUUCCAUUCUGGGAGGCAGAGUGUCUCACAACCCGCC
Messenger RNA from Dermochelys coriacea (leatherback sea turtle), 2626 nucleotides. RefSeq names its product leucine rich repeat containing 29 (gene LRRC29). Gene Ontology annotation, cellular component: SCF ubiquitin ligase complex. Gene Ontology annotation, molecular function: protein binding. Gene Ontology annotation, biological process: SCF-dependent proteasomal ubiquitin-dependent protein catabolic process. The record is from RefSeq and is a predicted model, not a curated record. NCBI's taxonomy places the organism in Eukaryota, Metazoa, Chordata, Testudines, Dermochelyidae. Bases 225 to 1901 code for a protein of 558 amino acids. The transcript is spliced from 7 exons.